This is a messenger RNA of Eremothecium cymbalariae DBVPG#7215, 2250 nucleotides long. RefSeq names its product GTPase-activating protein GYP7 (gene GYP7). The record is from RefSeq and is a predicted model, not a curated record. The transcript has a single exon. Gene Ontology annotation, biological process: activation of GTPase activity. NCBI's taxonomy places the organism in Eukaryota, Fungi, Ascomycota, Saccharomycetes, Saccharomycetales, Saccharomycetaceae. Gene Ontology annotation, molecular function: GTPase activator activity. The coding region runs from base 1 to 2250 and encodes 749 amino acids.
AUGUCUACAAAUCUACUAUUCUGCAAAUCAGAAGUGUUUGCGCUUGCUCACCAAAAUUCGAACGAAAGGAAGAAGGGUAUUUUGCUAAUUACAAGAGAUCCGCAACAACCAGUUGAAGAUUCGACUGUUACGUGGGUGGAUACAGAAGAACUCAGUAACCAUCACCUGGCGUUCUUGCAGUCUGCAGAACUUAAAUUAUCGAUAAGCCCUGGUGCUAGCCUUCAAUUGACCAAAGAUGUUGUUUUGCAGGCCAUGUAUUCCCCGUUGUCAUUUUCUCUUAAGUUGUCCUACAUUAUCUCCCUAAAAUUUAUCCCACCUGACCCUAAUGGAUGGUACCAGGGAUCUGUUACUAUAAAGAGCAAAAACGAUAUUGACGACAUACCUAUACUAUUUUUCAAUGACAGUGCAUGCCCUUCAACAAAAGAUAAAGCAAAACAGUUAAUCAACUCAUUCCAGCCCUUUGAGACUGCUUCUAAUGUAUAUUGGGGUGGUGCCGAUUUCAGGGACUUGAUAUGUCUUCUUGUUGAUAUGAGGCCUACAAAAAAUGAUUCUUCAGUUUAUCUAAUUAAUGCUACGCCUGAGGAGUUACUUACGUUUAGCAUGCAAACACCUAAGGUGGUAUCCUCUUUGAGGAGUGGCAUGGGAGAGGGGUCUGAAACUAAUGUGUGGAAUAGUUUUCAGAACUAUCGAUGGUCCGCCAUGAGCAUGGUAGCCUCGGCAACUACAAAAGUUUCGACAUUGGUCGGUACUAUGGUCAGAAAGCAUCCUUUGGUUCAAUUGGCUGAAAGAAACAGUAACAAUCCUUAUGUGAGAAAGAUGUUAGAUAAUCCUCGCGUGCAGGAUGUACAACGUGAAUUCGAUUCCGCUAAAAUUUACUUAGCAAAGUGGUCACUUGGAGUUAAAGAACAAGCAGAAAAAUAUCGACUAAAUGAUACGGCAAACGAUAACUAUCGGAGGAUAUUGGUAAAUGAGUUUGGGACCGAGGGCGAUUUUGAAGUCACAGAGAAAAUGUUAGACGACGCUUUAAAAAAGAGGCAUCCAGUCACAGAAGAUGAGUGGUUAUCUUUUUUUGAUCAACGGGGUAGAUUAUUUAUGAGUGAGAGAGAAAUUAAAUCACGUAUUUUCCAUGGUGGAGUGGAGUCCAUGUCGUUGCGUAGGCAAGUCUGGCCAUUUUUAUUGGGUGUAUAUUCUUGGGGUUCUUCAUACGAAGAACGUGUUAGUGUUAUGAAAGAACUGCAUGUAUCUUAUCAAAAGUAUAAGACUUUAGCACUAGAACGAACGCCCCUGGAAAAUGAAGCGGAAACUGCCUAUUGGAGUGAUCAAAUAUUUCGAAUUGAAAAAGAUGUUAAGCGUAACGACAGAAAUUUGGAUUUGUUCAGAUACAAUACAAAAACUGGUGCUCCUCCUAACAAAGCAGGAACGUCAAAAGAUUCACCAGAUAAGAACUCUUCAGAUGACAAAGAAGAGGCUGAUGGAAACUGGGAAAUCAAGAAUCCCCAUUUGAAAAUUCUUCGGGACAUAUUGAUAUGCUAUAACCUUUACAAUAGUCGCUUGGGCUAUGUACAAGGUAUGACGGAUCUACUUUCUCCACUUUAUUGUGUUUUGCAAGAUGAAGAGAUGACAUUUUGGUGCUUUGUUAAAUUCAUGGAUCGUAUGGAACGUAACUUUCUAAGGGAUCAGUCUGGCAUCCGAGACCAAAUGCUUACAAUAUCUGAAUUAUGUCAAUUACUCCUUCCUAAAUUUAACGAACACUUAGGCAAUUGUGAUUCAUCGAACUUCUUUUUUUGCUUUAGGAUGUUGCUAGUAUGGUUCAAACGAGAAUUUGAAUUCGAAGGUAUUUGCAAUAUAUGGGAGAUCUUUUGGACUAAUUUUUAUUCAUCUCAAUUCCAAAUUUUCUUUCUUUUAGCCAUAUUUCAGAAGAACAGUAGACCGGUGAUGUAUCAUUUAACACAAUUUGACGAAGUGCUAAAAUAUUUUAAUGAAUUAAAGGGAGCUAUGAAUUGGAAUGAUUUGAUGGUGCGUGCGGAAUUAUUGUUCAUUCACUUUAAAAAAACUGUUGCCGUAUUUGAUAGGGAUGCUGAGCUUCACCAUAGAAGCAGUGCUGGCACUACAGGAUACCAGAAAAAUAUUACUGCAAAGGAGAAGAAAGAAUUUACGAAAAAUGUUAUUAGCGAAAACCUCAGGCUGUUACUUUCAACUAAGUUAAUAGUUCAAAUAGAGGAAACCAAGACUGGGAAUUCUUUAAGAUAA